CCCGGUUCUCUUAACGCUCUUGUCCGUGAGCUCGUCCGGAGGAACCUCGGGCUGGCAAGAGCCUGAUCAUGGCAACCAAGUGGGGAAUUUGCACGGCGGGGAAGAUCAGCAAUGACUUCGCGGUGGCCCUGAAGAGCCUGCCGCCAGAGGAGCACGAGGUGGUAGCUGUGGCUGCUCGUAAGCUUGAAGAUGCUCAAGAAUUUGCUAAGAAAUUCAACAUCCCUCAGGCCUAUGGGAGCUACGAAGAGUUGGCAAGAGACCCGCAGAUCGAUGUGGUGUAUGUAGGCUCUAUCCACCCGUACCACCUUCCACUGGGGGAGAUGUUUCUGAACUCCCGAAAAAAUGUGCUGUGUGAGAAACCCCUUGCCAUCAAUGCCAGAGAAGUACAGUGCCUUACAGCUGCAGCCAAAAAGAACGACGUCUUCCUGAUGGAGGCUGUGUGGACGCGAUUCUUCCCAGUGUCCUGGGAAGUGAGCCGACUGUUGACCCAGGGUGAAGUAGGCGAGGUCAAGAUAGUCGAGAGUCGCUUUGGCUUCAACCUGAAGCAUAUUCCCCGAUCGGUUGAGAAGGAGCUGUGUGGGGGAGCGCUCCUGGACCUCGGAAUAUACUGCCUGCAGUUUGUCCUCAUGGUUUACCAAGCCGAGAGGCCCGAAUCCCUCCAGGCCACAGGGGUCUGCCUGGACACAGGAGUGGACGAAACCAUGAUGAUCACCCUGAAGUUCUCGAGGAACAGGUUGGCUGUGAUCACCUGUAGCAUUGCCAUGGAGCUUCCUAAUGACGCCUUGAUCUUUGGUACAAAGGGGACCAUAAAGAUUCCCUCCCAUAUGUGGUGUCCCACUUCACUGGUGGUAAAUGGGAAGGAGGCGCACUACCCCCUGCCGGAGCCAUGCCUCCCGUUAAACUUUGCCCAUGGCACAGGCAUGCGCUACGAGGCAGAAGAGGUCCGCCAAUGCCUGCUUAAAGGUCUUAGAGAAAGCAGUCGGAUGCCUUUAGCAGAUUCCUUCUUGCUGGCCGAGCUGAUGGACGAGGCCAGGCGUCAGGUCGGCGUGGUGUACAGCCAGGAUGCCAUCUGAGCAGUGUGCCAUCCAUGCAGUGGCUCACCUACCUGGCAUGCUGAGGCUCUGACCAAUAAAG
Messenger RNA from Scleropages formosus (Asian bonytongue), 1134 nucleotides. Its product is annotated as trans-1,2-dihydrobenzene-1,2-diol dehydrogenase-like. Gene Ontology annotation, molecular function: nucleotide binding. The record is from RefSeq and is a predicted model, not a curated record. The transcript has 7 exons. Lineage: Eukaryota; Metazoa; Chordata; Actinopteri; Osteoglossiformes; Osteoglossidae. The coding region runs from base 69 to 1073 and encodes 334 amino acids.